AUGACGUGUCCACGACAUACACGAGCAUUGGGAGACUGUGCCGCUUUGAUAGUUUGUCCGUAUUCUCGAGCUCAUCACGUCUCUCCGGCUGCAUUUCCUGGACAUUUACGAUCAUGUCGCAUGGAAUACAUUAAUAACUCACCAAAUAUUAAAGUAGUCAGAUGUCGCUUCGAUUCUCGUCACGUUGUUCCUGAGGUGGAAUUACCGUUCCAUGAGAAACACUGCGACGACGCCUAUUUUCGAAGAAUCAACGCUGAAUUGAGUAAAUUCAUGGCUCCGACUCCAACAGUACAAUCUCCGCCCUUAGCUAAGAAAGGCCAUGCUUCAACUGAAACAUCGAGCGACAGUGGAUCAUCAAGUGACAGCGAUAGUGACAGCUCGUCCAGUUUCUCAAUGAUGACGUCCACGACAUCGCUGUCAGACAUGUCGUUAGCACUACGUUAUCGCUUAAGUAACACUCUCGAUGUCUGA
This is a messenger RNA of Cooperia oncophora, 471 nucleotides long. The record is from the annotation of a GenBank genome assembly. NCBI's taxonomy places the organism in Eukaryota, Metazoa, Nematoda, Chromadorea, Rhabditida, Trichostrongylidae.